This is a messenger RNA of Xiphophorus hellerii (green swordtail), 6501 nucleotides long. It is a transcript of the gene ntrk3b, whose product is annotated as neurotrophic tyrosine kinase, receptor, type 3b. The record is from RefSeq and is a predicted model, not a curated record. Gene Ontology annotation, molecular function: ATP binding; transmembrane receptor protein tyrosine kinase activity; neurotrophin receptor activity. The coding region runs from base 612 to 3059 and encodes 815 amino acids. Gene Ontology annotation, biological process: cellular response to nerve growth factor stimulus; positive regulation of neuron projection development; positive regulation of phosphatidylinositol 3-kinase/protein kinase B signal transduction. NCBI's taxonomy places the organism in Eukaryota, Metazoa, Chordata, Actinopteri, Cyprinodontiformes, Poeciliidae. The transcript is spliced from 17 exons. Gene Ontology annotation, cellular component: axon; signaling receptor complex; plasma membrane.
GAGAGCGCGCGCGCGAGAGAGAGAGAGCGCGAGAGGCGACGACGGGCAUCGGCAGCGCCGCAUUUCGUGGGAACACACAAUGCAUCUGAGGCUGACCGAGCGACUGGAAACUGUUUUUUACCGCGCUUUCCUAUUUUUGAUUCGCGUUUCUCUCCUGCGUUUAUUUAUUCAUUAAUUUAUUUAUUUGUGUUGCGUCUUGUCUUGUCUAUUUUUUUUUUUCGUCCUUCUUUUUCUUUUUACCCCCCCACCUCCUCCCUCUUCUUCUUCGUGUUCUUUCCCCCCCCCCCCUUCUUCCCAACCAGCAGCCUCUGACGCGCAAGGACACUACAGCAUCCAUCCACGGCAGGAACGCUCACACAGAGCAUCCUCUGUACAGGCGCACCAGCCGUUCUUCCUUCCUUCAUUCCUUCCUUUCUCUCUUACCUUCCUUCCUCCCACUCUCCUCCUCUCUCUUUUUUCCCCCCCCUCCUCCUCUCUUGUUUCUGUCGGAACCCAGAGGACAUCGGGAACCCUUGCUUAUACUUAACCCCCCUCUUCCUCUCCACCCACCCACACACCCACUUUUUUCUCUCUCUUCCCCCCUCCGGCUCCCUCUCCUCUCCAACGGAGACAUGGAUCUAUGGUUUCGCUCGGUCCGGAUUUGCUGGUGGAGGGUUUUGCUUCUGAUGAGUGUUUUCCAGGACUACCUGAGCUCCAUGCUGGACUGCCCGCCGACCUGCAGCUGCUCUCAAACAGAGAUCUAUUGCAAUAAGUCCGACAGCGGCAGGUUCUUCCCGCUGCUCGCCCUGCAAGACACCGGCAGCAACGGGACCGGCGUGGAUAUCGCGGACUUAUUCAAAAACAUCACCUCCAUACACAUAGAGAACUGGACGGGAUUGCAGACUCUGAGGGACGUCGAUAUGGAGCUCUACACCGGACUACAGAGACUGACCAUCAUGAAUUGUAAUCUGCGGGUGAUCCAGCCUCGAGCCUUCGCUCAGAACCCACACCUGCGUUACAUAAACCUGUCGAAGAAUCCGCUAACCACCCUGUCAUGGCAGCUCUUCCAGCACCUCCAACUCUCCGAGCUACGUCUGGACGGCGUGGUGUUCGACUGCGGCUGCAGCAUCCGCUGGAUCCAGCUGUGGCAGGAGAAGGGAGAGGCGGGGCUGCACACGCAGCAGCUGUACUGCAGGGUCGGAGCCUCCAAGAUACGACUGAACAACAUGCACAUCAACGGCUGUGAAUUACCGGAGAUCAGCGUGAGCCACAGCAGUGUGUUGGUGACCGAGGGCGAAAACGUGACGGUGAGCUGCAACGGAUCCAGACUGCCGCUGCCUGAAGUGGACUGGAACGUCGGUGACCUGCAUUCCAUCAACACACACCUGUCGAACGUUUACUGGCCGGACAUCCAUUCCAUCAACUUGACGCUGUUCAACAUCAGCCGAGACGACAACAAUUUCCAGCUGACCUGCAUCGCCGAGAACCUGGUGGGGAUGACCAACUCGUCGAUCCAGCUGAAUGUCCAGUUUCCACCAGUGAUCAUGAGGCUGGCUGAGCCGGAGAAACGCCAUGACACCUGCAUCGAAUUCACAGUUCGCGGUUACCCGUACCCCAAACUGCGCUGGUUCCACAAGCAGACGGAGAUCAAGGAGAAUGACUUUAUCUGGACCGACAAGGAUACCUACCAGGACUACUUGGAGGGUUGUCUGUUGUUUAAAAACCCGACCCACCUCAAUAACGGCAACUACACUUUGGAGGCCAGCAAUCAUUUGGGAACAGUCACGAAGACGGUAUAUGGUCACUUCCUCAAAGACGAGAUAGACAUUGGCUCAGUGGAAAUAGGUGGGAUCCCUGAGGAUGAAACAGGGCGACCAGAAGAAGAUACAUUUGGGGUUACCAUCGCCGUGGGUCUGGCGGGCUUCGCUUGCGUCCUCCUCCUCGUCCUUUUUGUUCUCAUCAACAAGUACGGCCGACGCUCCAAAUUCGGUAUGAAAGGUCCCGUAGCCGUGAUCAGUGGUGAGGAAGACUCUGCCAGCCCUCUUCAUCACGUCAAUCACGGGAUCAUCACGCCGUGUACUCUGGAUGCGGGACCUGACGCGGUCGUCAUAGGAAUGACUCGCAUACCUGUGGUGGAAAAUCCCCAGUACUUUAGGCACGGACACAACUGCAACAAGCCGACCACUCUCGUGCAGCAUAUAAAGCGGAGAGACAUCAUCCUGAAGAGGGAGUUGGGUGAAGGGGCGUUCGGUAAAGUCUUCUUGGCAGAGUGUUACAACCUCAGCCCCACCAAGGACAAGAUGCUGGUGGCUGUCAAGACACUCAAAGAUCCCAACCUGUCAGCCAGGAAGGACUUCCAACGGGAAGCGGAGCUGCUCACCAACCUGCAGCACGACCACAUCGUCAAGUUCUACGGAGUGUGCGUGGACGGAGACCCGCUCAUCAUGGUGUUCGAAUACAUGAAGCAUGGAGACCUGAAUAAAUUCCUAAGAGCCCACGGCCCUGACGCCAUGAUCCUGGUGGACGGCCAGCCGCUGCAGUCCAAUGGAGAGCUGGGCCUUUCCCAGAUGCUGCACAUCGCUACCCAGAUCGCCUCAGGCAUGGUCUACCUGGCCUCCCAGCACUUUGUUCACAGAGAUCUGGCAACUCGCAACUGUCUGGUUGGAAACGGCCUUCUGGUCAAGAUUGGAGACUUCGGCAUGUCCAGGGAUAUCUACAGCAGCGACUACUACAGGGUUGGAGGACACACCAUGCUACCUAUCCGCUGGAUGCCCCCAGAGAGCAUCAUGUACAGGAAGUUCUCUACGGAAAGUGACGUCUGGAGCUUUGGGGUCAUCCUUUGGGAGAUCUUUACCUAUGGGAAGCAGCCUUGGUUUCAGCUGGGUAACAAUGAGGUUAUCGAGUGCAUAACCCAGGGCCGGGUACUGGAGAGGCCACGGAUCUGUCCCAAGGAGGUUUACGACAUCAUGCUGGGCUGCUGGCAGAGGGAACCGCAGCAGCGACUGAACAUUAAGGACAUCCAGAAGGUCCUGUUCGCCAUGGGAAAAGCCACCCCAGUCUACCUGGAUAUCCUGGGCUAGCAGCAGCCGCUCCCCCUCACCACACUCCCUCCCUCCCCAACCAACCCCCCCGUUCCCCGACAGACGGAAAACAUCGACAGAGGCAAAAACGAGACAAAGAGACCCCCACACGAAAAUAACCCAGGAAUAACCAAACCAACCUGAUCCACUGUCGAAAAACACCUGCUUUGUUUGGGAGGGACUUAAGUGCCUGCAACACUUUUGGAUAUAGUGGAUUAAAACAUAUUAAAAAAAAAAAAAAGAGAGAAAAAAAACACGCACUUUUACAUUUUGUUUACUUGCGCAUAAGAUGUACAUGUUUGAAGAAAUUUUUUUUUCCCCUUGGGGGAGGGAGAGAAAAAAAACUGCAAAAAUCACACAGACAUUGAGAAAGGGAACCGGGCUGGCAACAGGAAAACGGCUGCAGCUUGAUACGAUGGAGAGAAUACAUCAGAGUUUAAAAUCUAUCCUGGGUUUGGUUUUAUGAAUAUAUAUAGAAAUAUUACAUAUAUUUUAUAUUUAUUUCUUUUUCAAGGUCGGUCGAGGUGUUAAAGGGUCGGCCAUUUUUCGUCGCCAAGGGCUUGGCCCCUGUCCGAAGUCGAAACCAACAAACUCCUGGCAGGGACUAGAGAUGAGGAAGCCUUACACGCUCUCUGAUUGGCCGGCUCCGAGCUUUCAAAGAGAAACUGUGGAGCAACACUGGCUGCUCGGAGAAAACGCUGUGCUCUGUAGAGGACCUAUCCAAUCAGACAACUGACAAAAUCUAUUUUAAUUUAAAAAAUAAUGUACAUAUUGUAAAAUUCUACGUGUCAGAAUUGUGUUAACUUAUUUUUUCCUGAUUUUACUUUGGUUCCUGUUCCUGACUGUGACUAAAGCGUCGCGCUACGGUCCUCGUUUUCAUCCCGAUUCCGUGGAGAAUUUCUCUCGGGGAUUUUGACCCGCGUCAGCCGCCGGUCGAGUUGCUGAACGUGGCGACGGCGAACCCAGUUCAAACGGGCCCACUGACGACGCAUCGCACAGACUGCGGAGAGCGCGGGAUGACUCAGAGCCAUGCUUCACGUACCGGAGGCGCUGAAGCCUCGCCUUUACGUUCCACUUCGUUUGCUUUUUAAAGCAAGGAUAAUGAGUUCAGUAAUCCGUCACGCCACAACCCUGAAACACAAACACAGGCUUUGUCACGUUCAAGCAGUUUUUUGGUGUGAAACUGCUAAAGAAAACAUUUCUGUAAGUCCGACCACAUCCAUGUUUUGGUAUCUUUAAAGGAGCAGUUUGACGUUUUGUAAAAUAUGGCUUUCUUACUGCGAGGCCCAUAACGUUGCCAGUCAGUCAAGUUAGCUUAGCUUAAAGUCAUCAACAGGAGAACCGGUCUCUGAAACUGGUUAAUAUUAACCACAUUAUUUGGGAUUUCUUACUGCAGUCAGAUUUAGAUUUUUUUUUUAUGUUUUUGAAUUGUUUUCUUGUCUUCUCACAAAAAAAACUAGGAUUGAAAUUAUGAAAAUGGAAUUACAUUAAUCUUCCUUUUGUUUCAUUAACAUCUUAAAAUAAAUGAUCUAAUUUUUCUAAAUGUCAAAGCUGUAUAGAAUACCGGUACAGUCAGAGUAAGCUUUACCCCAAACAUAAAAAAAUUAAUAUUUAUAAUCAUACUUUUUUUUUAAUUUUAAUUUCUAGAGAAAUAAAAAUGUGUAUAUGAGUUUUCCCUGUCUGCAUAACAACUUUGCAAUCUAUGUUUGUGAAUAACCUUGUUUUAAAAAUAUACCUUUUAUCUGAGUGGACAAGAUCUCAGAGUCAGAGCUAUGCUAUGCUAUGCUAGCGCAAUGCAGCGUUGAAAUCUGGAAUGUUCUAACUUUGAGUUUAGAGGGACCCAAAACUUUGGUCAAUCCAGAAUAUUUUUUUUUUAGCAUUUUAGAAAAAUGGAUUAAAACUAUAGGAACAGUACGUUGAGAACUUGAAUUGUUUUGGAGGCCGUAUGUUUUCAAAACCUUGGUAAGCGACGCCUCUUAUCUAAUAUCUUAAAUUAGUAACGUCAGGUUACUGACUGCAACACAUUUUAAUGGUUUUCUGACUUGAAACUGGAAAACGGUAACAGUGAAUGUGACAUAAUUCCCAGACGUCUUAGAAUACCUCCCAAAAAAUGUAUUGGAAACCGAGGUGGAAAAUAAACCCAGAUUUUAUUGGUGUCUACUCUAAACAGCAUCAUUUUCUUUGUUCCAUUUUGUUAAUUCUGUUUAAAGUUCUGAGUGUUGCAUCAACUAGGAUUAGUUUCAAUGACGUCUAAAUGGAUUUGAAUGUUAUUCAAGGCUGGUUGGAAAGUAUUUAUCCUGUUUUUAGACUUUGAGCUAAGCUUAUGUGUCUCUGGCGCAAUCUGCAUUUUGACUAAAUACUCACAGCUGUACCAUUCCUCUCUCUUUUCUUAGCAAGAAAGCAAAUAGGCAUAAUACUUUGAAACUGAAACUACAGAGUUUACUGGUUGAUAACAUCCAGAUCUUGAUACAUUACUGUCCAAAAAAAGAAACUGCAUCAUGUUUUUUAUGAUACAGCUAUAUUUUCCAUCAGCUAUUCCUGUGUGGUGACUAUUUUUACACCUGCUGUAUCUGACAGAGAAGCCUCUUCUGUUGCUAUUAUAUCACAAAGCAUCAACUGAUACCAAAUCAGCUGAUUGUUGUUGAUGAAGUUUGAUCAUUUGUCUUAAAUGAACCUGGUAGUAUAAAAAGUUUUCUUCCUGAAAGAGGAGGCUGGGAAAAAACACACACACGAAAUCUACAUUAAGAUCAAAAUGAGAUUAAUUUUGAAGGUUGAGCUUCAAAAGAAACAUGCUUAGUUUUGAAUUUGAAUUCGUUUUUUUCACAUCCUGGAGAUUUCAAUCUGAACCACGAACCUCAGGCAACCGUUCUGUUUCACGUUGUGUCUGAAUAUAUAGCAGUUCUGUGUGGAUCUCUUUACACUCCUUUCUUUUCAUCGCGACACGACUUCUCACAGCGUCACUGUGUUCGUCUCCGUUCUCCUUUGGGACUAUGUAAAGCAUUAAUGACCAUUCAGUUACUCCAUGUGUUUUUUAUAUGACAAGCGGGAUCAAAUCCAUCGAGUUACCCAAAGUAUUGAGUUUUUGUGUAUUCUCUUGUGGUAAAGAUAAACGCUUAAAGACAUUAUGACACCGACCGUGAGCAUUUGCAGGGUAUUGUAAUCCUUUCAUGGUGAGUUAUAUAUUGUUUAAUAUGUUUUUCUUUUUUCUUCUUCUUCUUCUUGGAUGAACUAACUGAACACUUUUUGAAGCAAAGUUGGCAUAUUACCAUGUACACAUGUUACAGAAUAUAAAAAUGUGGUAUAACGACUGCAGUAUAUAAAAUACUGGUAUUCCAUGAUAGAUCUUUGUAUUAAUGUGACUCUCUUAAGAAAAUGUCUUCAAACAAUCAGACGAUCUCCUUUUCCAUUUUGUCCUGUCUUAUAAAAACAUGUGAAUUUGAAA